AAGUAGCCGAGCCGCAGAGCCGGAACCGCCACGGUUAUACGCGCGAAAAACUCGCUGUAGACUUCAGCUCAAUUUGUAGACACGCGGAAAGGGCGGGCGACGGUCCCCCCCCCGCUGCCUGUCCCGUCCACGGGCCAGGGCAACACGAGGGAGCAGGGACGCCGUGGCUAAAGCCCGCUUCGGGAAGGAGGGAAGGGACGCACCGCCUCCGGAGGCGCGGGGAAGGAGGAAGGAGCUCGCGAGUCUGCGGCGCUCUGAGGGGAACGCCGCGGCCGCCGCGCCUCCUUUAAGCGCGUGUCUGCGCCCGCCUGCGACUCCUUCCUUCCAAGGGGGGCGCUUCUUGCUCUUGUCGCCGCGCUUGCAUGGGGCGCCAGCGCCUGGCGCUUUCCAGAUAUGGUCUCGGUGGCGGCGGACGGCUCUCUCUGAUCACCGGCAUCCGCGGGAGGAGGAAGAAACAAUCGAGGUAGAAGAAAGCGACGCGGGGAGCGCUCGAGGAGAAUCAGCCAGCCGGGUUGCUGCGGGCGACUCGGUCUGCAGGUUAGAAAAGAUUUGGAAAUUGGUCUGACAGAACAAUCAUGAUGGGAUUAAAGAAUCCAACUGCCUUGCCUGGUGGUCUUCUUCUUUUAAGUGUUGUUGUACUUUUGCUAUGCCAUGUGGACAAAGUACACACAGAACAUCAACCUGAAGAAACCAAUCAUUCUGAAGAGUGUACUGGUUCCUAUAUCUGUAAGAAAGGUGUGAUAUUGCCAAUCUGGGAACCUCAAGACCCUUCCUUUGGUGAUAAAAUAGCAAGAGCUACUGUAUACUUUGUGGCCAUGGUCUAUAUGUUUCUAGGAGUGUCUAUUAUAGCGGACCGCUUCAUGUCAUCCAUAGAAGUUAUUACAUCCCAAGAGAGAGAGAUAACGAUCAAGAAACCCAACGGUGAGACCAGCAAGACAACAGUAAGAGUUUGGAAUGAGACUGUUUCCAACUUAACAUUGAUGGCUUUGGGCUCUUCUGCACCUGAGAUCCUCCUAUCUGUCAUUGAAGUGUGUGGCCAUGGCUUCAAGGCAGGGGACCUUGGGCCAAGCACUAUUGUAGGAAGUGCUGCCUUUAAUAUGUUUGUCAUUAUAGCCAUUUGUGUUUAUGUUGUCCCUGAUGGGGAAAUCAGGAAGAUUAAGCAUCUUCGUGUGUUUUUUGUCACUGCAGCUUGGAGCAUUUUUGCCUAUACUUGGCUUUAUCUAAUUUUGUCAGUUCUGUCACCUGGGAUAGUAGAAGUCUGGGAAGGUUUACUCACUUUCUUCUUUUUUCCUAUCUGUGUGGUGUUUGCAUGGGUUGCUGAUCGAAGGCUUUUAUUCUACAAGUAUGUCUACAAGAAGUACAGAGCUGGCAAGCAGAGGGGCAUGAUAAUUGAACAUGAGGGUGAAGGGCCACCAUCCAAAGCUGACAUUGAAAUGGAUGGAAAGAUAGUUAAUUCCCAUGUUGAAAGUUUCUUGGAUGGCACUCUGGUUUUAGAGGUGGAUGAGAAGGAUCAAGAUGAUGAGGAAGCAAGGAGAGAAAUGGCUAGAAUCCUUAAGGAAUUGAAACAGAAGCAUCCAGACAAAGAGAUUGAACAGCUGAUAGAACUAGCUAACUACCAGGUUCUGAGUCAGCAACAAAAGAGUCGCGCCUUCUAUCGUAUUCAGGCUACUCGGCUAAUGACUGGAGCUGGCAACAUAUUGAAGCGACAUGCAGCUGACCAAGCACGAAAAGCAGUCAGCAUGCAUGAAGUCAACUGUGAAGUGGCAGACAAUGACCCUGUCAGUAAGGUCUAUUUUGAGCAGAGCACCUACCAGUGCCUUGAGAACUGUGGCACAGUAGCUCUAACAAUUGCCCGUCGAGGUGGAGAUUUAACCAAAACAGUCUUGGUUGACUUUAGAACGGAAGAUGGUACAGCCAAUGCAGGGUCUGAUUAUGAGUUCACUGAAGGGACAGUGGUAUUUAAGCCAGGUGAGACACAAAAAGAAAUAAGAGUUGGCAUAAUUGAUGAUGAUAUAUUUGAGGAAGAUGAGAAUUUCCUUGUUCACCUCAGUAAUGUGAAAGUGUCAGAACAAUCUGAAGAAGGUAUUCUAGAGGGCAACCAUGUUGCAGCUGUGGCUUGCCUGGGAUCACCUGCUACAGCUACAGUUACAAUCUUUGACGAUGACCACGCUGGCAUAUUUACUUUUGAGGAACCAGUCACUCAUGUAAGUGAGAGUGUGGGGACUAUGGAAGUGAAAGUGCUACGGACAUCGGGAGCUCGAGGAAAUGUUAUUGUGCCAUACAAAACAAUUGAAGGCACAGCCAGAGGAGGCGGAGAGGACUUCGAGGACACUUGUGGAGAGCUUGAAUUUCAGAAUGAUGAGAUUGUUGGUGAGGUUUGUUGGUCUACAACAAUGACACACAGCGCUUCAGUCUCCAAACUGUAUUACGGAUUUGCAAAACCAGGUCAAGCACCCAUGGAUGUGUUCAGUAACGUUCUACGGGCAAGACCCCAAUACACAGGAAACAGAGUGUAUUUAUUAUCAAACAACAAGGAACUACAAAUGUGUAAAAACAUGAUGGGAUGCAAAGAAGUCCAACGACAAAAAUACACACCUUGCUGUACCUGUCAAAUGCAAAACCACAACCUUCAGCUAGCUCUGUUUGACCAAUUUCUUCUUGAAGCACAACCACUAAUACAGAGUUGAAACUAUGCUGUGUGC
Python bivittatus (Burmese python) is the source of this 2702-nucleotide messenger RNA. NCBI's taxonomy places the organism in Eukaryota, Metazoa, Chordata, Lepidosauria, Squamata, Pythonidae. The record is from RefSeq and is a predicted model, not a curated record.